Messenger RNA from Porites evermanni, 770 nucleotides. The record is from the annotation of a GenBank genome assembly. NCBI's taxonomy places the organism in Eukaryota, Metazoa, Cnidaria, Anthozoa, Scleractinia, Poritidae.
AAUGAUUUGAUAGAAGUAUAUAAGAUAAAAGAAUGUUUGGUGUUGAACCGGCCAGCUUAUGUUGGAAUGUGUAUUUUGGACUUGAGCAAGACUCUGAUGUAUGACUUUCACUACAACUACAUCAAGAAGAAAUAUGGGUCUAGAGCCAAGCUGGGAUUUACAGACAGAGAUUCGCUCCGUUAUGAAAUUACAACAAAGAAUGCAUACAAAGACUUUCGGGCAGACAAAGACAAGUUUGGCAACUCAGAUUACCCCAAAGAAAGCCCAUUUCACGAUCCAGCCAAGAAAGUAAUCGGUAAAUUCAAAGAUGAGGCGGCCGGCAUGCCAAUCAGANAGAAUGUUUGGUGUUGAACCGGCCAGCUUAUGUUGGAAUGUGUAUUUUGGACUUGAGCAAGACUCUGAUGUAUGACUUUCACUACAACUACAUCAAGAAGAAAUAUGGGUCUAGAGCCAAGCUGGGAUUUACAGACAGAGAUUCGCUCCGUUAUGAAAUUACAACAAAGAAUGCAUACAAAGACUUUCGGGCAGACAAAGACAAGUUUGGCAACUCAGAUUACCCCAAAGAAAGCCCAUUUCACGAUCCAGCCAAGAAAGUAAUCGGUAAAUUCAAAGAUGAGGCGGCCGGCAUGCCAAUCAGAGAAUUUAUCGGGUUGAAAAGUAAAAUGUACAGUUACGUUAAAGACAACGGUAAGAAUGAAAAGACAUGUAAAGGAGUCAAAAAGGAUGUCAUAAAGAAGAGCAUCACACAUGAGAACUACAGAGAUACUCUA